AUGCACUGGAAGAAUUGGGAGAGUUUGUGUAAACCAAAAGCUAGUGGUGGCUUGGGCUUCAAGGACCUGGAGGCAUAUAACCUUGCACUCCUAGGGAAACAACUAUGGAGAAUGAUCAAGAAGCCUACAUCGCUGAUGGCCAGAAUCUUCAAGAGUAGAUAUUACAGAAACUCGGACCCUCUCAAUGCACCCGUAGGCUCAAGGCCAUCAUACACCUGGAGAAGUAUUCACGCAGCACAUAAAUUGAUUCAACAUGGCGCUCGGGUGGUGAUUGGUAAUGGGAAAGACACAAAGGUCUGGCAGGAAAGAUGGUUAGGGACUGCUCCAGUUACAACGGUCCAAUCUGUACGCUUGCGACCGGGGCAGGAACAUGAUGUGUUAUCUGAUGAGAUGAGAGUUAGCGAGCUGAUGGAAGCAAAUGGUCGAGAUUGGAGGUCUGAGAAGCUAGAAAAGCUUUUCACUGAGGAGACAAUGGAGAAGAUACUGAAGAUACGACCAGCGGGACCACAUAGCAAAGACACUUACUCGUGGGAGUUCACUAAAACAGGGCACUAUACCGUUAAAUCCGGUUACUGGGUGCAAACGAGCUUACUCUCAGUACAACAAGACAACUAA
Molecule: messenger RNA, 615 nt
Organism: Brassica oleracea var. oleracea
Lineage: Eukaryota; Viridiplantae; Streptophyta; Magnoliopsida; Brassicales; Brassicaceae
Exons: 1
Coding region: 1-615 (204 amino acids)
Source: RefSeq, a predicted model, not a curated record